This is a messenger RNA of Teleopsis dalmanni, 1743 nucleotides long. Its product is annotated as homeobox protein abdominal-B-like. The annotation marks the transcript as partial. Gene Ontology annotation, molecular function: RNA polymerase II cis-regulatory region sequence-specific DNA binding; DNA-binding transcription factor activity, RNA polymerase II-specific. The transcript has 5 exons. Gene Ontology annotation, biological process: regulation of transcription by RNA polymerase II. The record is from RefSeq and is a predicted model, not a curated record. Lineage: Eukaryota; Metazoa; Arthropoda; Insecta; Diptera; Diopsidae. Gene Ontology annotation, cellular component: nucleus.
UUCAAAAUAACCGUAACUAUUCCACCACUCCCCCAAACCCCAACCAUCCCGCUGGCGUGCGCUCUUUACGACCCCCACGAUGUCUCGGCAGUCGGGUCGCACGCCGCUGCCGGGGCUUGGUGGGGGCCACAUCAUCACGCUCCACAUCCAACCACAACUUCUACUAUUAAUCAAACAACAACAUAUAAUCAAUUGCAUCAUCAUCAUCCGCAUCCGCAUCAUCACCAUCAUCAUCCGCAUUUGCAACAUACUGCUAUCUCUGCAACGGCAUCAUUGGCAUCAACGGCUGCAAUUCUACAACAACAAAAUCAACAACAAACAACGCCAACAUCACAUUCCACGCCCACACAUGCGGUCAUGUAUGAAGAUCCCCCACCAGUGCCAAUACUUCCCGUACAUCAGCAACAGCAUCACCUCCCGCAACAACAACAGCUAUCACAACAGCAACAGCAACAACAACAAAUACCAACAACACCAGUUAGCGGACAUAGUCCUACACAAACACCUACUGGUCCUUCAACGCAAACACAACAGCAUCUCACAUCACCACAGCAUCAACAUCAGCAGCAGCAACAGCAGCAGCAGCAACAACAACAACAGACGAAUAGUGUUUCUACAGUUGCGACGUCUAGUUUACAACAGCAGCAGCAACAGCAACAACAGCAACAGCAGCAGCAACAACAACAGCAGCAGCAACAGCAGCAACAAAAACAGCAAAACACAGCAGUGGCGUCCGGCCAAACACAAAUUGUUGCGCCGACACCGGCGAGUGUUUCCCCAUCCAGUGUUAGUUCCCAACCACCAGAUAUGUCCCUCUCAUUAGCUCCAUUACAUUUACCCGUGAUUAGGCCGGGCUUCGAAACUGAUGCUACAGCCGCCGUUAAACGACAUCCACAUCCUUGGGCGUAUGAUGGCGAUGGUUUCAGUUCAGCACAGUAUCAUCAUGCAUCGCAAUAUUACUUAGAUAGAGAUCGUAAGCCUGUCUUUUAUGGCUAUCCAGAUACACAGUUUCAGCCAUAUUGGAAUUAUCGUGAACAGCCAACAUCAGCUGCUGCGGCAGCUUACAUGAGCGCCAGUGAAGAGCGGCAUGCCAGCGUAACUGCAGCAGCAGCCGCUCGUCAAUCUGUAGAAGGCACAUCACAGUCAAGUUAUGAGGCACCAACUUACCCAUCACCUGGCGCUCUUAGAGCCUAUCCAAGUGAAGCAUACGCAAAUACAGGUGGUGGCGCUGUUGGUCCAUGCACACCGACUAAUGCAUUACAUGAGUGGACUGGUCAAGUUUCGGUGAGAAAAAAGCGUAAGCCAUAUUCAAAAUUUCAGACAUUGGAACUUGAAAAAGAAUUCCUAUUUAAUGCAUAUGUGUCAAAACAAAAACGUUGGGAAUUAGCUAGAAACUUGCAGUUAACCGAAAGACAGGUAAAAAUAUGGUUCCAAAAUCGUCGUAUGAAAAACAAGAAGAACUCCCAACGGCAAGCAAAUCAACAAAAUAAUAACAAUAGUUCAAACAGUAAUCAUAAUCAUGGCCAAGCAGCGCAACAGCAUCACAAUACUCAUCACUUGAACUUAGGUUUGGGCAUGGGACAUCAUACCACGAAAAUGCAUCAGUGACCUUUAGAAAAUAGCGGUGCUACGUCUUUGGGAUUUUCCACCUUUUAACAGUUAGCAAACAUAAAAACCGAAACAGUUAAUGAAUUUAAUCAAAUUAAUUUUGUUUAAAAAGUUCCAAUGGCGAUGAAAUUUAUU